AUGACAUCGACACCACCAACACGAUCGGGACUCUCAGCGCCGCCUCUCUCACCCUUGCGGUCUGCAUCCCUAGGUUCACAAAGCUCUCAAGCACAACAAGAACCUGCAACACCAAGGCGCGCUUCUCUACUGGCUGCCCCUCCGGCUGGAAGCAAAAGCAGAGCAGCAGCCAGAGACCUGCUGCGGAAACACUACGGGUUGGGCGUCGGUCCUCCGCCGCCGUCCAAAGGAAAUGCCCCUUCCUCAGACCCAAUGGAUCUGAAUUCCCCUGCAUUUGACGCGAAGAGUUACUAUGAACAAUUGAUCACCACGUCGUCAUUACCUAUGCUCCUGAAGCAGGAGAACGACCUACUAUCGGAAAUUCGACAAUUGGAUAGUGAACGCCAAUCUCUGGUGUACAAUCACCACCACGAACUCAUCGCUGCUAGUGACACCAUUGGCGCGAUGAAAACCCAUGCAGAAAGCUUGGAAGCGGACCUCGACUUGCUUCGAGCAGCAUUCUCAGAGAUAUCACGACUGUCAGCAGAGGUAUCCAUCGAAAACCAUACAUUAGAUGGACAAAAUUCCAACACGAAUAAGUGA
Coprinopsis cinerea okayama7#130 is the source of this 582-nucleotide messenger RNA. RefSeq names its product vesicular transporter. The transcript has 4 exons. Lineage: Eukaryota; Fungi; Basidiomycota; Agaricomycetes; Agaricales; Psathyrellaceae. Gene Ontology annotation, cellular component: GARP complex; EARP complex; membrane. Bases 1 to 582 code for a protein of 193 amino acids. The record is from RefSeq and is a predicted model, not a curated record. Gene Ontology annotation, biological process: retrograde transport, endosome to Golgi; Golgi vesicle transport; lysosomal transport.